UAAAGACAAUGAAGAGCGCGUGUUCAGGGAGCGCAUGCGGCCCAGGAAGCGGCAGGGGGCCGUCAGGCGCAGGGUCCACCAGGUCAACGGCCACAAGUUCAUGGCCACCUACCUUCGGCAGCCCACCUACUGCUCCCACUGCAGAGAUUUUAUCUGGGGUGUCAUAGGAAAGCAGGGAUACCAAUGUCAAGUUUGCACUUGCGUGGUCCACAAGAGAUGCCAUGAGCUCAUAAUUACGAAGUGUGCUGGAUUAAAGAAACAGGAAACUCCCGAUGAGGUGGGCUCGCAGCGGUUCAGCGUCAACAUGCCCCACAAGUUCGGUAUCCACAACUACAAGGUCCCCACCUUCUGCGACCACUGUGGGUCCUUGCUCUGGGGCCUCUUACGACAGGGUUUGCAAUGCAAAGUCUGCAAGAUGAACGUUCACCGGCGCUGUGAGACCAACGUGGCCCCCAACUGUGGGGUGGACGCCAGAGGAAUUGCCAAAGUCCUGGCUGACCUAGGUGUUACUCCAGACAAAAUCACCAACAGCGGCCAGAGGAGGAAAAAGCUCCUUGCCGGCGCCGAGUCCCCGCAGCCCACUUCUGGAAGCUCACCAUCGGAGGAAGAUCGAUCCAAGUCAGCACCCACCUCCCCCUGUGACCAGGAAAUAAAAGAACUUGAAAACAACAUCCGGAAGGCCUUGUCUUUUGACACCCGCGGGGAGGAGCACCGCGUAGCAGGCGGCGACGGCCAGCAGGCGAGCCCCGGGGAGAACGGCGAAGUGCGGCAGGGCCAGGCCAAGCGCCUGGGUCUGGAUGAGUUCACCUUCAUCAAGGUGCUGGGCAAAGGCAGCUUUGGCAAGGUCAUGUUGGCAGAGCUGAAAGGCAAAGAUGAAGUAUAUGCUGUGAAGGUCUUAAAGAAGGAUGUCAUCCUCCAGGAUGAUGAUGUGGACUGCACGAUGACGGAGAAGAGGAUUUUGGCGCUGGCGCGGAAACACCCGUACCUAACCCAACUCUAUUGCUGCUUUCAGACCAAGGACCGCCUCUUUUUCGUCAUGGAGUAUGUAAAUGGUGGCGACCUUAUGUUCCAGAUUCAGCGCUCCCGAAAAUUCGACGAGCCUCGUUCCCGGUUCUAUGCUGCAGAGGUUACGUCAGCCCUCAUGUUCCUCCACCAACAUGGAGUCAUCUACAGGGAUUUGAAACUGGACAACAUCCUUCUGGAUGCAGAAGGUCACUGCAAGCUGGCCGACUUUGGGAUGUGCAAGGAAGGGAUUCUGAACGGUGUCACAACCACCACAUUCUGUGGAACUCCUGACUACAUUGCACCCGAGAUCCUGCAGGAGUUGGAGUACGGCCCCUCCGUGGACUGGUGGGCCCUGGGGGUGCUGAUGUACGAGAUGAUGGCUGGGCAGCCCCCCUUCGAGGCCGACAAUGAGGACGACCUGUUCGAGUCCAUCCUCCACGAUGACGUGCUCUACCCGGUCUGGCUCAGCAAGGAGGCUGUCAGCAUCCUGAAAGCUUUCAUGACCAAGAACCCGCACAAGCGCCUGGGCUGUGUGGCGGCCCAGAACGGUGAGGACGCCAUCAAGCAGCACCCGUUCUUCAAGGAGAUCGACUGGGUACUCCUGGAGCAGAAGAAGAUCAAGCCGCCCUUCAAACCUCGAAUUAAAACCAAAAGAGACGUCAAUAACUUUGACCAAGACUUUACCCGGGAAGAGCCAGUACUCACGCUCGUGGACGAAGCAAUUGUGAAGCAGAUCAACCAGGAGGAAUUCAAAGGCUUCUCCUACUUUGGUGAAGACCUGAUGCCCUGAGAAGCUGCUCCAGGUGGAGUUUGGUGAUGCUGCGGGAAGGAGUGCCAAGAAGAGUCCGAUUUCUGGAGGCUCCGAAGGCCUUGAACUGCUUCUCCUGUUCUCCAAAGCCCCAGUCCCUCGUCUACCCUCUAUUUAUUGCAUUCCCUUGACCCAGGCCAGGUCCUCCCUCUUCUACCUGGGGACCAGAUUGCACUCUUGGUCCUUGUCUCAGCAGUCGUGCCGAAUCGCAUGGGGUCGGCGGGCAGUGUUUGGUGUGUCGGCAAGCCUGUCUCCCCUCCUCGGGGGUUCCCAGCAGUGACGCAACUUCAGUUCUUUUCCUUCGAAGAGCAACAAGAAGAGCAAACAAGAAGCCCCCGGCUCUGCUGUCAGACAGAGGGUCCCGACAACUGUCACCUCUCAUCCCCCCCUUCCCCCCCACCUGCCAUCCUCUGCCCUUCUGUCCAGGAGAGACGGGUGCUUCUCCAGCCUGGGGGUGGGCGCCCUCGGGGCAUGCUGUGAAGGAGACAGCCGGCGAGAUGCACGGGUGGGCUCCCUGUGUCAGUUUGCUCUGGAAUGGCUCAUUCGCCUUGCUUUGGUGUUAGCUUUGGGCAUGCCAGCGUUGUGAGAGCAUGUAUCUCGUGGAAGAAAUCCCUCUUUGUAGAAAAAGAAAUUUGAUUUUUGAACUCGAUUGACAUUUGAAAAAUAUAUUAGCAAGUUGGCUUUCUGAUUGGCCAAAAGAUAUAAAUUCCAAUAUUAAUGCAGGGAGCUAUUAAAGGGCUAAUAUACAAUGAGAAACCAACCGUCCAAGGUUGAUGCUGUUCACACUUUCGUGGCGCAUGGGGGCUGGAUGAAUCGAGAGAGAAGGAAACAAGGGGCGCUCCUCAUUCUUCAAGCUCUGGCUGAACACAGAGGCCACCGUGGCGAUGGCUCAGACCCUGAGGUUCUAGUCAAGCUCACUCCCAAAUUUUCUUUCCGGUUUUGUUCUAAAUUCCCAGCACACACACUAUUUAUUUCCUGCGACGGCGUGUUCCUUUUGCGCACUUCUGCGAAAAUGGUUGUACUACUGUGUCGUGGUCUUUAGACGUUACACGUGUGAAGUGAAAUAUGAAAUCUCCGCUCUUGAGAUGAGCAGAGUGAGGCUAAACAGGGGUUAUGUGCAGGGUAUCCAGAGACGGACGAGCGACUUGUUUGGAAACUGACAACGUGGCCGAUGUGCUUGGAGCUGUGUUUCUGUGUGUCAUGCCGGGGCAACUCAUGCGGACACGAUCUCAUGGAUGUGAUGUUACCUCCUGUAGAUAUUGCUAACAGUGUUACAUUCUUCGAUUUCCAAGGGUUCUCUGUGGCUGUGUGUAUAUGUUUCCCGGAGGUCAUUUGAUUUAUCUAUUUUACCGAACUGAUUUAGCAGGGAAUGGAAUCCAUUCCAGCUGUUGCACGUGGAUUUCCCAGCCGCCCCUAAAUAUGUAUACUUGUGAGUGGCAGAGUGGCACUAAUGAAGCUUUUUGCCUUUUGUACAUUUGACAUUUUUGUAUAUAGUGUUUGCUGCAAGCCUGUGGAUUUAAUUCAUUGAGUUUAGAGGUAUCAACUGCUGCAUGUUCAGGCAUAUUAUAAAACUUUAGUCUAUGAAAGAAUAAUUAUAAUAAUGUCCAGGUGCAAUACUCUGUAAGCAUAUUGGUUCAAGUUACCGGGAGAUAAGGUGUGUUUCUUUCUUUCUUGAGGGCGGGGAGGAGUCCUUUGUAUUGUUUAUUUCAUUUUGGUUUAUUUCAGAAGAUGUAAACAUAUAUUAAGCUAUAUUAAGUCUCACAAAUAGUUCUCCUGUGCUCUAUUAUGCCCUGAUAGAGAUGGGGAAGGGAAAGGGAUGUUUUUGAUGGUGGUUUCAAAGCUUGGACAGUGACUAGCUCGAGCCCCUAGGAAGUUGGUGUCCAUAUUUGCAUCUGGCCGGUCACAGCCUUUGUUACUAACGAUGACCUUCAGUUCUCUUUUGUUUUUAUUUUUUUAAAAACUCAGGUGUAAUUAUUAUCUGUUCUUACGUUAAUUUCAAAUAUUAUACUAUAUCAAUUUGUGUGUUUGGCAUACCAGUGAAGUGAUGAAGAACAGUAGAUUAACUUAAUUUAUCUUCGGUAACUUGACAUACUGGGGAGAGACUCUUCUGGAGUUGAGUACAAGCACAGAAACAUCUUCAUGGUGGCAUCAUCUCAUUUUUUAAGAAGACAUGACAAGACUGCCCAUCAUACUCAUGCAUCACUACUGCUCUGUUUUUCCUCUGCUUCCUUCACCACGAUGAACUUGGAGUGACCAAGCAAGCUCUAACUGCAAUGCCAAAUGGCCUGCACCAAGGCCUCGGUGGUGUUCCCUUCUCAGAAGGGCUUGGGUCCUUCCCACAGGACAACUGGCAUUUUUGCUGGAAGGUCAAACAAUACAUUCCACCCGGCAGCUCCAGGCAGUCAUGCGCGGGGUGUCUGGCCCAGAGACACCCCCUUUCAGCACCAGAGCUGGGCUGGCUGGGACGCCACCUGCUUGGGGCCGGAGCUGACCAAGUUCUCACACGGGCAGGUUCAAAUCCCACGUCAUCUAUAGAAAAAAAGCUUGUGUGUUCCUUGAACAUUCUUUGUUUCCUUUCAGUUUUCACAAGGGUUAGGAAGCGGACACACGGUUACAUUUCUUUCUCAUCUAUCCAGCUCUUGAGUGGAAAAAAAAAAAAAAAAGCCAAAAAAAUACAUGAAGGAUAGCUGUUCUCCUGUGUUCUCUCAUUAUGGACUUCGUGAAGUGGAAACAUCACUUUUUUCCUCCAAAGGUGAAAAAAAUGCAUUCUUGCUUUAAAAAAAAAAAAAGCUAAAAAAUUACCUCUUUUUAAAUUAUGUGCAAAAUAAUUCUGGCUAAAUAUAAAAUGUAUUCAAUUUUAGGGUUUUUUUUUUGUAUUGUGAUGCUUUAUUUGUACAUUUUUUUUUCCUUUCUGGAUGUAAUUUUAAUCUCUUGCCAUUCAUUAGUGUUAUUUCAUUGUAAACAUUAUUGUGCCAAAUGUACUGUAUUCAAAAGGAUGUGAAUGUGUAUUGUUUCAGAACCUAAUAAAUACAAUGGCGUUAAAUCUUA
Molecule: messenger RNA, 4861 nt
Organism: Leptonychotes weddellii (Weddell seal)
Lineage: Eukaryota; Metazoa; Chordata; Mammalia; Carnivora; Phocidae
Source: RefSeq, a predicted model, not a curated record